AUGUCGGAUGAUAUUCGCCUUACAACGGCCGACGGAGAUGUGCAGCAUUACAAUCACAUCGUCCUUCGUGGCGGUAGCGGUGAUAGUGGAAGUGCUCGCCGCCCAGCUAGCUGGUGCGGUGUAAAGGACCUGGUUGUGGAAAGUGGUGGUCCGGUGUUACCUGUGUUAAGGUUGGGUAAAAAAUCGGUCGCAGAGUGCUGCUCUUUAAAUGAAGUAAUAACAGUCAAGUUGCCUACUGACUAG
Molecule: messenger RNA, 243 nt
Organism: Penicillium cosmopolitanum
Lineage: Eukaryota; Fungi; Ascomycota; Eurotiomycetes; Eurotiales; Aspergillaceae
Product: glutathione reductase
Exons: 2
Coding region: 1-243 (80 amino acids)
Source: RefSeq, a predicted model, not a curated record